GGAAUAUUAAUAGAAACCCACUUCACCUCUAUUCUUGUACUCCAAUACUCCUCCAUCUCUCUCUCUCUCUCUCUCUCAAAAUGGAAAAACAUAUCAACAUAGAGAGGAGUGCUCUUCAAGACAAUACUUUCCUUGUCAAUACGACCUCGGCUUCUUCUUCGUCUUUGUCUCCAUCCUCUUCUUGUUCUUCCACUUCGUUUUCUCUCGAAACUUGCACCGUAGACAAUUCUAAAGCAAGGGCAUCAAGAAAAGCUCCAGACGACAACAAUGGCGCCAAGAAACGGCACAAGAACAAUGACAAUGGUAGUGGUGAUAAGCAUCCAACGUACAGAGGAGUACGGAUGAGAAGCUGGGGCAAGUGGGUGUCGGAGAUCAGACAGCCGAGGAAAAAAUCAAGAAUCUGGCUCGGUACUUACCGGACGGCGGAGAUGGCGGCUCGAGCCCACGACGUGGCCGCUUUAGCCAUUAAAGGCUCCACGGCUUACCUCAAUUUCCCCAAAUUGUCCGGAGAGCUUCCCCGUCCGGCGACCACUUCCCCUAAAGACAUCCAAGCAGCCGCCGCCAAGGCCGCCGCCACGUGGCACGAUCUCACGCCAACUGCUGAUGAUCGUACGAUGGGCAGUGAUGAUUCGGGGGAAUCCGAGACAAGUAGGGCCGAGAUAUCUGCGGCUCGGUCGUCGAGCAGUUUGGUUUCUUCGGACAUGAUGACGCGGGAUUCGUCGGUGACUUCGUCGGCUUCGAGUGCGGACAAGGACAGCGAAGAGGACACGCUCUUUGACUUGCCGGAUCUUUUCACUGACGGGUCGACUCGAAACGACGCGUUUUGCUACUCCUACUCAUCCACGUGGCAGCUUUGUGCGGCCGACUCGGUGUUUCGGCUGGAGGAGCCAUUCUUAUGGCAGAAUGACUGAAAUACCCCCACACUAACACUACUAAAUUCCAAAUUCACUUUUUUUUUUUUUGGUUUUUUAUUUGGCUUUUGGUGUGAAGAAAUGCGGGAAUUUUGAUUAUUUUCCUUUUUAAAAAGGGUGUUUAAAAUUAACGUCAAUGUAAUAUAUAUAUAUAUAUAUGUAUAUAUAUGUGUUGUGGAAGUCGGUCUACCAAAGGGAAGAAUACAAAAUAAAGACCCGAUGUUUGAUCUCUC
This is a messenger RNA of Tarenaya hassleriana, 1144 nucleotides long. Its product is annotated as ethylene-responsive transcription factor ERF034-like. Gene Ontology annotation, molecular function: DNA-binding transcription factor activity; DNA binding. Gene Ontology annotation, biological process: regulation of DNA-templated transcription. The transcript has a single exon. Bases 81 to 911 code for a protein of 276 amino acids. The record is from RefSeq and is a predicted model, not a curated record. NCBI's taxonomy places the organism in Eukaryota, Viridiplantae, Streptophyta, Magnoliopsida, Brassicales, Cleomaceae.